Megalops cyprinoides (Indo-Pacific tarpon) is the source of this 1199-nucleotide messenger RNA. It is a transcript of the gene anapc16, whose product is annotated as anaphase promoting complex subunit 16. The transcript has 4 exons. Gene Ontology annotation, biological process: protein ubiquitination. Gene Ontology annotation, cellular component: cytosol; kinetochore; anaphase-promoting complex. Lineage: Eukaryota; Metazoa; Chordata; Actinopteri; Elopiformes; Megalopidae. The record is from RefSeq and is a predicted model, not a curated record. Bases 104 to 430 code for a protein of 108 amino acids.
AUGUUAUUUUUGUUAGGCAGUUAGCUAAAGUUAGCCAGUUAGCCGGCUACGUCUCUCGUUGGAUGAAGAAAUAUUUCGGUGAAAACAGGUAGAUUGUGCUGGGAUGGCGGCCUCCUCCUCCUCCUCUUCGGCUGGGGGGGUCAGCGGAAGCUCUGUCACUGGAUCCGGGUUCAGUGCUUCGGAGCUCAUUCCCCCACGAAAAGUCCUCUACACCUAUCCCAAAGGAGCUGGGGAGAUGAUGGAAGAUGGCUCCGAUAGAUUUUUGUGCGAGUCUGUAUUCAGCUACCAAGUUGCAUCUACACUGAAGCAGGUGAAGCAUGAUCAACAGGUAUCUCGCAUGGAGAAAUUGGCAAGCUUGGUUGAAGAGCUAGAAGCAGAUGAGUGGCGAUACAAACCAAUCGAACAGUUGUUGGGUUUUACACCUUCAUAAACAAAGAGCAGACUUGGGGCCUUUUGAGGUACGGACUGCUUAAGAAGGGAAGAUUGGGGAACCUAUUAAGACAUUAAAACAAGUGUCAAAAGUAAAGAUCUGAAAUACAGCACUGACCACAGCCACCUGUUCUUUUGUCCUUUUAUAAGUAGUUGAUACUCCCUUAGUAAAUUUGAUCAAAAUAACUACGUAAAAUUAAUUUUUCAUGGUAUUUUUUGUAUUACUAUUAUUACAUUGAGAAUUUGGUGAUGUGUUAGAAAUAAUAAAAGAAGCCCAUUCAUUUGCAAGCUUUUCCAUUCAGCAUUUUAAGAUGUGACAAAAUUCUGUAAAUUAUCAUUUUUUUAGAACAUUUGCUUAGGGGGUGUCCCGAAAUAUUCAGAUAUCGACAUGUUUUGGCACCGAUGGCUUUUAAAGUAGCCCGGGGGGAGGUGGGUUUGCCAGUGUGGGGAGAGAUGGCAUGCCCUGGCCUGUUCCUGUCCUUCACAUUUGUUUACUUAGUUACCAGAGUUUUCAGUUCACCUCUCUCUAACCUCAGAAGCCUGUGGUGAAGACUCCUGAUGGAAUGGAUACUCAGACACUGGUUCUAAGCACUUGUUCCUUUUUUAAAAUCUACAUAGGAAAACUGAAGAUUAAAACUGGUAAAAAAAAAAAAAAAAUCUAUUGUUACAUUCUGACAGCAAUUGGUCUGGUUUGUAGAACCUCUCUUUAGACAUUUGGAUGAACAGAAUUCAGGAAUUUUUUUGCCAUAUUUCAUGUGAUUGAGCAAUUG